UAACGCACACAUGUGACGAGGCAAUACACAAACACGGCACCCUUUAAUUUCGCCUUGAAAUUAACGAAAAAAACACGGAAUUAUAUAAUCGCCGGCUGAAAACACAUGAGUCCGUACAGCGGAUCGGUGCGUCGUCUGCUGGACAGUUGGCCAGGAAAGAAACGCUUCGGUGUCUACCGCUUCCUGCCGCUCUUCUUCUUGCUGGGCGCCGGCCUGGAGUUCUCCAUGAUCAAUUGGACAGUGGGCGAGACCAAUUUCUACCGCACUUUUAAGCGCCGCCAGGCGAAGAACUACGUGGAAGAGCAGCAGCAUCUGCAGGCGCUAGCCGCGAGAAACACUGACUGAACAAAAUGCCCGCCGGAGUUUCCUGGGGUCAGUACAUGAAGUUCCUCGGCUGCGCCCUGGCUUCCAUGAUGGCCGGUUCGCAGGCUGUACACCUCUACUAUAAGCCUCUGGAGGACUUGCAAACCUACAUCGAACGGGAGCAGCACAGCACACAGGUGGAUCCCAUCGCAAAGCCACCGGAAUCUGCCUAAUACUGUGUACUUGACAAGUUACUGGCCACUAAAGCUAUUUAAGUCAA
Molecule: messenger RNA, 583 nt
Organism: Drosophila erecta
Lineage: Eukaryota; Metazoa; Arthropoda; Insecta; Diptera; Drosophilidae
Gene: sloth2
Exons: 2
Coding region: 351-536 (61 amino acids)
Biological process (GO): mitochondrial respiratory chain complex III assembly
Source: RefSeq, a predicted model, not a curated record